This is a messenger RNA of Malania oleifera, 2421 nucleotides long. RefSeq names its product zinc finger CCCH domain-containing protein 64. Gene Ontology annotation, molecular function: metal ion binding; RNA lariat debranching enzyme activator activity. The record is from RefSeq and is a predicted model, not a curated record. Gene Ontology annotation, biological process: mRNA splicing, via spliceosome. Lineage: Eukaryota; Viridiplantae; Streptophyta; Magnoliopsida; Santalales; Ximeniaceae. The transcript has 11 exons. Gene Ontology annotation, cellular component: post-mRNA release spliceosomal complex. The coding region runs from base 56 to 1876 and encodes 606 amino acids.
GCUUUGGCUUUCAGUUUAAUUGGCGACUCUCUCUCUCUCUCUCUCUCUCUCUCUCAUGGCUGCUCCUAGAUUGUUACUGUGUGGAGAUGUCUUGGGUCGACUCAGUCAGCUCGUCAAGCGAGUCUCAUCGGUCAACAAAUCAAGUGGUCCGUUUGACUUCAUCCUCUGCGUCGGCCAGUUCUUCCCCGACUCGCCUGAGCGGCUUGAGGAGUUCCUGGACUACGUGGAAGGUCGCUCGUCGAUCCCUCUCCCCACAUACUUCACCGGCGACUAUGGCAUCGGCGCCGCGAAGGUUCUCUCGGCCGCUUCCAAGGACUCCGCGAACCAAGGGUUCAAGAUGGAUGGGUUGAAGAUAUGCGACAAUUUGUAUUGGUUGAGAGGCAGUGGCAAGUUCACUCUUCAUGGAUUGUCUGUGGCCUACUUAUCUGGUAGGCACUCUUCGGAUGGUCAGCAGUUUGGAACAUACAGUCAAGAUGAUGUGGAUGCACUGCGAGCAUUGGCUGAAGAAUCUGGAAUAGUCGACUUGUUUCUUACUAAUGAAUGGCCAAGUGGAGUCAUGAACAGAGCUGUUACAUCUGAUGUUCCUCCAGGAAUCACAGAUUCAUUGGGUAGUGACUCUACCAUUUCAGAAUUGGUAGCGGAGAUCAAACCACGCUACCACAUUGCAGGUUCUAAGGGCAUAUUUUAUGCACGCGAACCAUAUUCUAACGUUGAGGCUGUCCAUGUAACCCGUUUCUUGGGUCUUGCUCCUGUUGGAAAUAAAAAUAAACAGAAAUUUAUUCAUGCAAUUUCUCCUACUCCAGCAUGUUCCAUGAUGGCCUCUGAUAUUUGCAUGAAGCCACCAAACACCACUUUAUCUCCAUAUACAGUUGUAGAAUUGAGAGCUCAUUCUAAAGAAACAGCUAAGAGAGCUGCUGAUAGUGCUCCUGACUCGCAAUAUUGGCGGUAUGAUAUCUCUCAAAAACGACAGAAACAUGGUGCUAUAAAUGGAGAUAAGCUCUGCUUUAAAUUUGUGUCUUCUGGGUCUUGUCCACGGGAAAAACGCUGCAACUUUAGCCAUGACAUAGGUGCAAGGGAACAAUAUAUGAGAGGUGUUUGCUUUGAUUUUAUCAACAAAGGAAGAUGUGAAAGGGGCCCAGAUUGCAACUUUAAGCACAGCUUGCAGGAUGGUGAUAGCUUUUCUGGUAGAAUGGGAUCUGAAACUGCUAGUGUUAACAGGUCAGGAAAGUGCUGGUUUUGUUUAUCAAGCCCUAAUGUCGAGUCACAUUUAAUCAUUAGCAUAGGGGAAAGUUUCUACUGUGCACUAGCCAAGGGUCCACUUGUUCAAGACCAUGUACUGAUAGUUCCUGUUGAGCAUUUGCCUAAUUCCCUAUCUUUACCCCCAGAAUGUGACAUAGAACUGGGUAGCUUCCAGAAUAGUGUGAAAUUGUAUUUCAAGAACCAAGGGAAGGAUGUUGUUUUCUUUGAGUGGAUUUCAAAGCGUGGCACUCAUGCCAAUAUUCAGGCUGUUCCUAUCCCAUCAUCCAAGGCAUCUGCUGUUCAAGAUAUAUUUACUUUGGCUGCUGGAAAAUUGGGAUUUAAAUUUGCAGCCAUAAAAUACAACGAUAUUAAUUCUGAAGGGAGAAAGUCAUUAAGGGCACAGUUUGAUAGAAACUUCAGUUUCUUUUAUGCAGAACUUCCUGAUGGUACCAUAUUAUUGCAUUCUGUUGAGGAGAAUGAGAAAUUUCCAGUCCAAUUCGGACGCGAGGUUCUUGCAGGCUUGCUGAACAAGGCAGAUAGGGCUGAUUGGAGGAAUUGUGAGGUUAGCAAAGAAGAGGAAAUGAAAAUGGCAGACAGUUUCAGGAAUCGAUUUGAAGUAUUUGACCCAAAUCACUGAUAGCGAUGGUAGAGAGGUUACAAUGAUAGGGUCCUUCGUCGUGAACAUGCAUGGUUCUAUGCAUGUAGCUACUGGUCAUAUGCGAAUCAGCAACCUAUUCAGGCGGAAGAACAUUGCAUUCAAGAUGACCUGCAACCUGUGUGGCCCCUGCUGCUGCCAUCUACCAAAUUCCAGACCUAGGUAUGGUGAUGGCAUUCAUACCGCGAUCUGGGUCUGAGCUGGGAUGAAAUGGGACUGUUGAUGCAUCCUAGGUGCAGUUUUGUUUUUGUUUGUUUUACUAGGUUACAGCAUUUUUAUUUUCUUUUUUCUUUUUCGUGACUUUGUCUUGUCCAUAUCUAUAUUAUGCCCUGAAAUUUGGUGCCAUGCAUAAAUGGCCAAGAGCAUGUAGAGCCAACUUAAAAAAUGCGGCUGUUUUUUGGCCAUUAGCCGUCUUCCAAUUCUUUAUGUUUACCCUUUCUAGUGUUAACACACGCCGCGGUUGUCAUUCUUACUAUUCUCACUUUGUGACACAAAUGUUUUUUGCUUAGUGUGCCUUUUUUAUUCCA